Molecule: messenger RNA, 3830 nt
Organism: Magnolia sinica
Lineage: Eukaryota; Viridiplantae; Streptophyta; Magnoliopsida; Magnoliales; Magnoliaceae
Product: villin-4-like
Exons: 24
Coding region: 486-3368 (960 amino acids)
Biological process (GO): actin filament severing; cytoskeleton organization
Molecular function (GO): actin filament binding
Source: RefSeq, a predicted model, not a curated record
UUUUCCAGACCCGAAAUCGAAACACAACCCGCUAAUCAGCAGUCGGCCCUCCGCUUUUGUCUAGGGCUUUUUUGAACUCGUCUCUCUCUCCGUCGAGAAAAGGGAAAUUACUAUUCUACCCUUCUCUUCUUUUCUCUUUCUCCAUCUCUCUCUGUCUGUUCGAAUAUGAGAUUAUUCAGAUUGCGAGAUUAUGUUAUUAAUUAAGACUAUUAAUGUAAUAAUUGAAAAUUACAGAGAUUUUAAUUUCAGUUUUAUUUCCAGCUGCAUUUGCUUCCGUUAGUGUGAUUAGCGCUCUCUCUCUCUCUCUGAAUCUUUUUUCUUGCUUCUGCUGGAUUUCAUUUCUAGAGUCUCUACUCCUUCUGGAUUGAUUCUUGCUUCUUUCGGAGGUCGACACUGCUGCAUUUUUCAGGGCAAUUCUACUUCGUCUUCCUGCCAAGGUGGAGAGAGAUAGAGAGAGCCUAGUUCCUUAAAACCCAAAGAACAAAAUGUCUGUUUCCAUGAGAGAUUUGGAUCCUGCUUUCCAGGGAGCUGGACAGAAAGCUGGAUUGGAGAUAUGGCGCAUUGAAAACUUUCAUCCGGUCCCCAUCCCAACGACUUCAUAUGGGAAGUUUUUCACUGGAGAUUCAUAUGUGAUUUUAAAGACAACUGGCUUAAAAAGCGGUGCUUUUCAUCAUGAUAUCCAUUACUGGCUCGGUAAAGAUACUAGUCAGGAUGAAGCUGGAACUGCAGCCAUCAAGACCGUGGAACUGGAUGCAGCUCUUGGAGGACGUGCCGUUCAGUACCGUGAGGCACAGGGCCAUGAAAAUGAGAAAUUCCUGUCAUAUUUCAAACCAUGUAUCAUACCUCAAGAUGGUGGCGCAGCUUCCGGGUUCAAGCAUCACAAAGCUAAUGAGUACAAGACCCGUUUGUAUGUUUGUAAAGGAAAACAUGUCGUCCAUGUGAAAGAGGUCCCUUUUGCUCGAUCCUCACUCAAUCACGAUGACAUUUUCAUUUUGGAUACCGAGUCUAAGAUUUUUCAGUUCAAUGGGUCCAACUCAUCCAUUCAAGAAAGGGGAAAAGCUCUAGAAGUUGUCCAGUUCAUCAAAGAUAGCCAUCAUGAUGGGAAAUGUGAGGUAGCUGUUGUUGAGGAUGGAAAGAUGAUGGCUGAUGUUGAAGCCGGAGAAUUUUGGGGUCUCUUUGGUGGCUUUGCUCCACUUCCAAAAAAGGCAGCCAUAGACAAGGAUACACAAACUGAAGAGGCUCCUGCAAAGCUUCUCUGCAUCGAGAAAGGGCAACCAGAACCCAUUGAGGCUGAUUCCUUGACAAGAGAAUUGUUGGACACAAACAAAUGCUACCUGCUAGAUUGUGGGCUGGAAGUUUUCGUAUGGAUGGGUAGAAAUACUUCUCUUGAUGAGAGGAAAAGUGCCGGUGUGGUUGUAGAAGAGUUGCUCCGCGGCCCUGACCGGGCGAAGUCUCACUUCAUUCGCAUUAUUGAGGGAUUUGAGACAGUCAUGUUCCAAUCGAAAUUCGAUUCAUGGCCACAGACAGCGGAAACUGCUGUAUCUGAGGAUGGUAGAGGCAAAGUUGCAGCACUUCUGAAACGCCAAGGCCUUGAUGUCAAGGGCCUCCUGAAAGCUGCUCCGGAAAAAAAAGAACCUCAACCGUAUAUUGAUUGUACUGGCAAUCUGCAGGUUUGGCGUGUGAAUGGCCAGGAACAGACUCUCAUUCCAUCUUCCGAGCAGUCGAAAUUUUACAAUGGAGAUUGCUAUAUCUUUCAGUACACAUAUCCUGGAGAAGAUAAAGAGGAGUAUCUUGUUGGCACUUGGUUUGGGAACCAGAGCAUCGAGGAAGAGAAGGAAGCAGCAAUAUCACUUGCAAGCAAGAUGGUUGAAUCUCUGAAACUACUGGCUGUUCGGGCUCGCAUUUUUGAAGGGAAGGAACCUAUUCAGUUCUUUUCAAUCUUUCAGAGCUUUAUCAUGUUUAAGGGUGGUGUCAGCUCUGGCUAUAAGAACUACAUAACUGAGAAAGAAAUGACAGAUGAUACAUACACAGAAGACGGGAUUGCAUUGUUUAGAGUUCAAGGAUCUGGUCCAGAUAACAUGCAAGCAAUUCAAGUUGAACCGGUGGCAUCAUCGUUGAAUUCCUCUUAUUGUUAUAUAUUACAAAGUGGCUCUACUGUCUUUACGUGGUCUGGAAGCCUUACUACCUCAGAGGACCAUGAGCUUGUUGAAAGACAGCUAGAUCUGAUCAAGCCAAACAUGCAGUACAAACCACAGAAGGAAGGCACAGAAGCCAACAAGUUCUGGGAAUUGCUUGGAGGUAAAUCUGAAUUCCAGAGCCAGAAGAUUGGGAAGAAUACAGAAGGUGAUCCUCACCUAUUCGCUUGCACUUACUCAAAAGGCAAUUUAAAGGUCAAGGAGAUAUUCAACUUCGACCAGGAUGAUUUGAUGACUGAAGAUGUAUUCAUUCUGGACUGUAACUCAGAGGUCUUUGUUUGGAUUGGGCAGCAGGUGGAAUCCACAGUAAGAAUGGAAGCUUUGAAUAUUGGGGAGAAAUAUCUUGAGCAUGAUUUUCUUCUCCAAAGGUUAUCUCAAGAAACUCCUAUAUUUGUUGUCAUGGAAGGGAGUGAGCCGCCCUUCUUUACACGCUUCUUCAUCUGGGAUUCCGCAAAAUCUGCAAUGCAUGGAAACUCGUUCCAGCGGAAGCUUGCAAUAGUGAAGAAUGGGGUCAUUCCAAUUAUAGCCAAGCCUAAAAGACGGGCACCAGCAUCAUAUGUAGGAAGAUCAAGUGUGCCAGACAAAUCAUCCCAGCGUUCCAGGAGCAUGUCCUUCAGCCCCGACCGAGUCCGUGUAAGAGGCAGAUCUCCAGCCUUUAAUGCACUGGCCGCCAAUUUUGAGAGUGCAAGUACCAGGAAUCUUUCUACUCCACCUCCAGUAGUUAGAAAGCCCUAUCCAAAAUCUUCAACACCAGAAUUACUACCAGUGGCCCCCAGAUCAGCAGCAAUAGCAGCCCUCACUGCUUCUUUCGAACCAAUACAAGAAAAUAAAGUCCCAAAAACUAAUAAAGUGAGCACUGAGGCCUCUAAACUGAAACCAGUGGCAGAUUCCAGGGAGGACCCUGAUUCUAUGAGCAGUAGAAUUGAAUCCCUCACUAUACAAGAAGAUGUUAAGGAGGGUGAGGCUGAAGAUGAAGAAGGGCUUCCAAUAUUCCCCUAUGAACGCCUAAAAGUAUCAUCUAGUGACCCUGUUACGGAAAUCGACAUGACCAAGCGUGAGAUUUAUCUGUCUUCAGAAGAAUUCCGAGAGAAAUUUGACAUGACAAAGGAUGCUUUCUACAAGUUACCCAAGUGGAAGCAGAGUAAGCUUAAAAUGGCCCUCGAGUUGUUUUGAGUCUUCUGGUGCUUCUAGUUCCUCUUUGGGUCCCUGCAGCAGCCAGCAUCAUGCAGUAGAAAAAAACCACUUGCAAGAUGGGACCCAAACUCAAGUGCGAAGGGGACAGGUUCAGUGCCUAAGCGAAUUGCAUCAGUAUGACCGCCUGCCGAGUUUCCUCAAUUUUUUUCUUCCAUGCUGUUUGGAUAUCAGAUAACCAGCUUCAGUUUCCUUGGCUGUUUGGUGUUCUAAAUGAUUACAGGCUGGGCUAUAAGCUUUGCAUUUUUUGUCUAUUUUUUGCUAUUUGAUUUAGCAAUUGCUUCUAUCAGAAAGAUCUAAGAGAGGUUGCUUCAAGAUGCUAGUAUAUAGUUUGUAUUGGAGUAAUGAAAAUGUGUACAGCUGAGUGUAAGGAAAAAAAAAGUUGUUGCAUCGCCAGCCAACUCCAUGUUUGCUUCAGCAAUAGAGUCUCAGUGUUUCUUUCUA